Cyclopterus lumpus (lumpfish) is the source of this 4115-nucleotide messenger RNA. It is a transcript of the gene usp1, whose product is annotated as ubiquitin specific peptidase 1. Gene Ontology annotation, cellular component: cytosol; nucleus. Gene Ontology annotation, molecular function: cysteine-type deubiquitinase activity; cysteine-type endopeptidase activity. Lineage: Eukaryota; Metazoa; Chordata; Actinopteri; Perciformes; Cyclopteridae. Gene Ontology annotation, biological process: regulation of DNA repair; protein deubiquitination. The record is from RefSeq and is a predicted model, not a curated record.
CCUGAUAUAUAAAAUGCAACUAUUUCUGGUUGUAUAAUUUUACAAACAUACGCUAAUUUACAAGCGUUACGUAUACGUCUGAAAUACGUUUAAUACUAGGGAUGACCCGUAUUUGGACAUUUUUGCGGGAUAUUUUUUGGCGUUUCACCGGCGGCAUAGCUGCCUAUGGGUCUUCCGGUCUUCCAGCAGGAAAAAGCGCCAACUUCUGCUGCACCGUUUGCAUCGCCAAACAUACUUGACUGGAUACUCCGUGAAAUAUAUUAUACUUUGACCUGGAAUCACUCAUUUAGUGAGGUGCGCUGUUGCAUCUCUGUAGAGAAAAUUAUCUUCCGAGGCAACAUUGCCAGCAUAAAGAUGCCAGGUCUGCAGAGGGGAAAUGUGGUGGCGGCGCUGGGGAGCCCCAUCAGGAGGAGUAAACUGUCUCUGAAGUUCCUCCAGAAGAAAGACACUAAACGGGCUCUGGAUUUCUCUGAACCUCAAGCAGAUGAGCCCAAACCAGUUGAGCAAGUGGAGCCUGAGGAAAGCAGCUGUGAUCAGGCAGUCCCAUGUCCAGCCUCACCUGGCCUUCUCCUGUCAUGUGAGAAGAGAGAGAGCCCGGCGCCAUUUGUGGGUUUCAACAACUUGGGCAACACCUGCUAUUUGAACAGUAUCUUACAGGUGCUGUACUACUGCCCAGGGGUCAGAGAAGGAGUAAAGAAACUGUACAACCUGUCUAAAAGAAAAGACAAACCAAAGGAAGAAACUGAUAAAAGUGAAGAGCAGUCAGAAGUUGUCGCUGAUGCUUUGCCGGCUCAAAUUGAGCUCCUUGGGAGCUUCAACAGUCUUAUAACUUCAGUGGAGCAGCUGCAGUCCAACUUCCUGUUAAACCCCGACAGCUUCAGUGAUGGAGAACUCGCUACGCCGCCUCGAAAAAUACUCCACACACUCAGGCAGCUGAACCCCAUGUAUGAAGGCUAUCUUCAGCAUGAUGCCCAAGAGGUGCUGCAGUGCAUCCUGGGAUAUAUCCAAGAGGCUUGUGCCACCAUCAGGAAAGAGCAGGAGUUGGAGAGGGAUGCCAAUGAGACUGAGGUUAAACUUGAGAACAAUGUCCAAUUGGGAUCCAGCAGAUCUGCAACAGAAUCCACAACUCCCUCAGAAGAGGACGGCCAAGUCAGCGGCAAGAGAAAGAGUGACACUGAAGUGGGAAAUGCCAAAAAGAAGCCAAAAUCUGUCAAGUCUAAGAAAUCUGAUGCAGAAGAGGAUAAUAAACCCCUCACCCGGUCCAAAAGGAAGUCCAUCAGUGACAUCACGAUGAACAGAGACAAAGAGGAUCAGGAGGCCAAGAAUGAAAAGAUGAAGAAACUAAAUAGGGCGGAGGAGAAAGGCAGUGAUGGUGAGGGGAAAGGUGACAUGGCAUCUAAAGAGGCAGAGGGGAAAGGAAAAAAGAAGUCUAAGCUGAGCUGGCUGAGGCCUUCUGGGAAACAACCUAGUAUCUUCUCCAAGUUCCUCAGUGUGGGAAAGAUCAGCUCUGUGAAGAACCAGAACAAACCAGAGCAGGAGAAUGAGCUGAAUGUGGAGCAAAGUCCGAAUGAGAAGACCAGUGAAGAGAGAUCGCCACAAAAAGACGCUGAAGUUGAGACGCCAGUGAAACUUCAUGAGGACCUGGACCUGAUGGAGCACUUGUUCCAGGGCCAACUGGUUUUGAGGACUCGCUGUCUGGAGUGUGAGAGCUUCACGGAAAGGAGAGAAGACUUCCAAGACAUCAGUGUCCCAGUACUCGAUGACGAACCCAGCAGCCCAGACGACCUCUCUGAGGUUUCUCCUGAUCCCAAACCAGGACCGAAGACUCUGAAAUGGGCAAUCGCUCAGUUUGCGUCAGUGGAGCGCAUUGUUGGGGAGGACAAAUACUUCUGUGAGACAUGUCACCAUUACGCGGAGGCUGAGAGAAGUCUGCUGUUUGACAAAACCCCGGAAGUCAUCACCAUUCACCUGAAGCGCUUCGCCGCCAACAGUUUAGACGUGGACCCAUAUGCAGGUCUGUCCAAGGUCAACACUCCCUUACAAACCCCUUUGACCUUGUCUCUGGAGGAGUGGUGCACCCGGUCCUCGGCCACAAAGGGCCAACGCUAUCGACUGUUUGCCGUGGUCAUGCACAGUGGCGUCACCAUCAGCAGCGGCCACUACACGGCCUACGUCCGCAUGUCUGAUCUGAAAGAUGCGAAGCUGUGGGACAGAAAAGAAACGGAAGAGGAGGUGGAAACCCAAGUGAAGGAUGAAUGUCUGGACUAUGAUGAUGGAGAGGUGUCUUUCAGCCUGAACGCAAGGGGACAGAGAGGUGCGAGUUUGGCGAGCAGCAAAACGGGAGGAAAGAAGUUGUCAGAGGGUGCAGUUGGACUCUUGGGUGGCCAGAGGAGUCUGACUAGUUGUGAACUCGGGAGCAACAGCAAACACUCGGAAAAAGCAGCCAACAGUGGAUCGACAGAUGGAUCCAAACGGAGGAAACCCAUCAACAGCCAAAAUGGUGAAGCGGGACAAAACAAGGAAGCUGGAGUGAGAGACUCUGCCACAGGGGAGGCCACAGAGCGGCGGGCUUUGAACAGCCUCCUUGAAUAUGAGGGCAAAUGGCUGCUGUUUGAUGACUCCGAGGUGCGUCUGUUUGAGGAGGAAGAUUUCCUGCUCUCCUGCUCUCCUGAGACGUCCUCCUCGUCAACACCGUACCUGCUGUUCUACAGAAGGAUGCCCGGACCCCAAAACUGACAUGGACACCAGGUUGUGCCAGGCAGACGUUUUGUAGCUAAACACCAAGACAAAUUACCAUUUUGUGGCCAAACACACUGCAGCUGCCACAUUAGCAAUCAAACUGAGACUCAGAUGUUCAUGAACCUAUUUACGUUUUGGAAAUAUUUAGUCAAAUGGGAAUUACAUCUUCUUCUUCUGGUAUGUGACUUCUCGUGAACUGUCCUUUUGCGAUCUGUCCUAUCAUUUAGGUUUUUUUUUGUUUUUUUUUUACAAAUUGGAAAAGCACUUUUGAACAGAACUUUUACUAUUUGAGUUUCUUUCUAUGCCUUUUUUAUUUUCUAAAAUGUAUUAUUUGUAUGUCAAGAGACUGUUACGGCUGUGCAUGUUUGGAAUAGAUUACUCAACUAAAAGCCAAAACAAGAACCAAAUCUUUUUCCAUUUCAAAGCAAUAUCAAAUAUGCUUCAUGAGGUAAGGGAACAAAACCUUUGCCUACUGCCAAGAAAGUUUUGCAACUGAUGCCUUUUUCUUCUUCUAAAGACUGACAUGUAAGUCAUCUAUGUAAUAACCUUUUACACUGGCAUAUUUUUACAUUGAUAAAAACACACUCAUGUUUAUCUAAUAUAUACCAAGCUUAUACCUGGUUCUCGUUAAUACUCAAGUUAUUGCAGGGUGCAAAUUCAGAGUAAAGAUAUUUAAUAUGUAUAUUUCUUUAAUCCGCUAUCGUUCCUAUUUAAAAAUAGUUCAGAGAAGGAAAGGUCAAAUGCCCGCUCAGUGAGACUGAAUGCAUUUGACCUGCCUUGUUUUCAAGAAGUAUUUUUGGGCCAAACAAAUAAACAUUGCACAAUUGAGCCAUAAUAAGACAAGAAUUAAGAGUGCACAGGAACAGAUGUGAGACCAACGCAUGUAAAAGUGUAGAUUUGAUUGCUUGUUAUCUUAUAUGUCCAAUGUUGGAAGUUUGUAAUACUUGUGUUUACAAUAGCCAAAAUGAACAAAAUGUGUUGACUUUGUAAUUGAAUAAACCUCCUCCAUCAAUGGCAGGCUCGUUUAAAACUAGCAUGUCGAACACAAUCAUUCCAAACAAGAAAAUGUAAAGUUAUCACAAAAGGAUUUUGCUCUCAGAAUGUGUGCCUGUGAACACACAAAUAAUCAUGUUACUAUUGUUUUUGUGUACUUGAUAGAUAUAUUUGUUUAAAAAAUAUGAUUGUGUUAAAAUACUGAGUGACAGUCUCAGGUUCCACAGCGUCAGUGUUUAUAAAUCCAAUCAGGGUUUCGGGGAUUGAGUUAGUUUAUUUAGUUUAGUGAUUAAUACCCAUUAUGGACCAUAUGCCGUGUUGUACAGCUGUAAUUAUAUUCAUGUUGGCAGGUCAAUUCUAAAGCAAUAAGUUUAUUUCCUUCA